AUGGCGGUUCUCCGAUACGCCGUCUUCUUAUCUCCUUCGCCUUUGCUUCCGUCGUACCCUUCCGGAAGAAGAAUCUCUUUAAAAUUCAUACGGUGUUCACAGAGUUCUUCGGUUUCAGUUCCAUUCUCGUCGAAGUCAUCAAGGAGGAAAAAUUACCUGCGACCAAAAAUCCUUAGAACCCUAAAUCCGAAGCCUCAAGAAACCGUCUUAAUCGAAAUCAAAACGCCGGAAAAUGUUCCACCGAGCGACGAAGUGUCUAAUCAGGGAGAUGAUGUAGAGGAGCUUCAGGCCUUAAGUAGCUCUGUUGUGUCGAACGAGGUAAAUGGUGAAUUGAAUAAGCUAUCUCCGAAGUUAGUAGCCAAGUAUGGAUUGUGGUUGAUCGGAAUUUUCGCAUUUCAAACUGUUUGUGCUGUUUUGUUUCUGGGAGACUCAACAAAAUCCAAUAACACUCCGGAGAUUUCUAGUGAUAGUGGUCAAAAUGGGGAAAGAGAGAGCAAUGUGAUUACGCUAGAAGAUCUUGAGAUGAAUGAGAAGAUUGCAGAGAUCAGAAUGAUGGCACGUGAAGCACGUAAAAGUGAGGGUAAACAAGAAGAGGAUGAAACUGGUGUUGACAUUGAGAAAGAGAUAGGAGCAAAAUUGUCUAACAUGGAGAAACGGUUGAAUUCACAGAGAAAAGGUUUGGCGGGAUUGCGUGUAGAACCGUUGGAUGAAUCUGGAAAUGAUGAGAAAAGUUUGCUUUUUGAGAAGAAGUACAAGUUUAAAGCUGAGAAGCCACCAACGAGUAAUGUGAAAGGUUUUGGUGGAAGUAAGGAAAACAAUGAGUUAAUGUCUGAGACUGAGAAGACUGGACAAAAUGGGAGUGUUAGUGAAUCACGAGACGGUGAGAAGAAUACUGGAGAACAACAAAAUAAGGCAGGGGAUUCAGACUCCAAGAUGGUUUCUGGUGCUGCUCAGGAAUCUGACCAAAGGCGACCAUCAAACGAAAUUAAGAAGUCAAAGAAAUCUGAAAACCGAAUGGGCACAACACCAAAUAUGGAAGCUGGUUCUGGAUUUGGUAGCACUUCGUUGUCGGGGAAACAUGGAGACGUCAGGAAAGGUAAACUGAUGAGAAGAGGGAGGGAGAAACAAUCUGAGAAAGAUAAUAAUAUGUGGUGGCUGAAACUUCCCUAUGUGAUGAGAAUUCUCAUGCGGAGUAAGAUAGAUCAGGACAUAUCCGAGGGAUAUUUUACCUUGAGGACCAAAUCUAUGGAACAAAAUGAGGGCCAGGUUUCACACAUGAUUGCCUUUGAGGAUCAAAGUGAUGCUAGAAACUUCUCUUAUCUGCUUGAAUCAUUUUUUGAAGACUUGGAUGAUUUCAUUGCCGAUAUUGCUCCUGUAUCAACCAAGGAUCUCUAUGACGAAGUGAGUUCUGGUGGUAAGAAUGUGAUAGUUGUGAGGAAGAGGCAGCUUACGUUGUAUGCUGGACAACCAUUCGAAGACGUUGAAAGAGCUUUGCAAACUCUGAUUCAAGAACAAAGAUGAAAAAAUAACAACAUUUACUUCGGAAUGGAAAAAUAGAUAGUCCAGAGAUGAUCGAUGUGGAUGACAGAGGGGCAGUAAGAACAUUGCAGCACACCAACAUUUUUUUUAAGCUUAAUGAGCCAAUGAGCCUCUGGUGUACUAUGGUAAUAACAUUGGAAUUGAGAGGACAGAUCCAAUAGGGAUAGGAAAAAGUAGAAAGAUUGUUAUAUCAUGUAAAAACGUAUUUUACAUGAAUCAAAGAGAACAACAACUUUUAACAUUUA
Molecule: messenger RNA, 1784 nt
Organism: Capsella rubella
Lineage: Eukaryota; Viridiplantae; Streptophyta; Magnoliopsida; Brassicales; Brassicaceae
Exons: 4
Coding region: 1-1521 (506 amino acids)
Source: RefSeq, a predicted model, not a curated record